AUGCCAGAUGUACGGAGCUGUGUGGAGCUGGCCCUGUUCCCCACCCUCUGGACCACUGGGGUUGAUCCCGGUCCUCACCAUGGGGCCCCAGGGUGUGCAAUGACACCGGCAUACCGAGCUGUGGCAAUGUCGACCCGGGGCUCAGAGGUCACAUCCAAAAUGGCGGAGACCAAAUGGCGAGCCACUACGACCAGAAGAGAGAUCGACGCUCCCACCACACCGGCGGAUUGCCAGCACAGGCCAAAUAAAUACCUGCAGAUGCAACCCAGAAUCCGGGUUCUGGUCCUGGAACGAGCCAGGCCACGGAGGAAGAACCGGAGAUGUACUAAGCCAGCGCAUACAGCACUGCAGAGAUCAACGGAGGCUGACUCGGGAAAAUCUACCACCAAGCCUACCCAAGAGCAUGGCUCACAGAAUAAGACAGCGCUCCGGCAUUACAGCUAUGCCUGCUAUACCUACCUAACUGCCGCGAGAGGACCACGAUGCUCGGGCCGAAUGCUUGCAGCUGGGGUGCUGAAACUAAAGAUCAUCGAGGCCGUGAGGAUCCAUAUCCUGCCCACAGUGGGCAUCGGUUGA
Molecule: messenger RNA, 576 nt
Organism: Pelobates cultripes (western spadefoot toad)
Lineage: Eukaryota; Metazoa; Chordata; Amphibia; Anura; Pelobatidae
Source: the annotation of a GenBank genome assembly